AUGCUGGUGACUUCGACGUCCGACUUGGCCCUAUCCCUCAACACCCCCCCAAAAAUGUCGUCGUUCUCGUCUCAGCCCAUCGUCAUCGACGGCAAGGGCCACCUUCUCGGCCGCCUCGCUUCGACCAUCGCCAAGCAGGCGCUCUCCGGCCAGAAGGUCUCGGUCGUCCGCUGCGAGGAGAUCAACGUCUCGGGCUCGUUCUUCCGCAACAAGCUCAAGUACCACGCGUACCUUAACAAGCGCCACAUUGUCAACCCCAAGAAGUCGGGUCCCUUCCACUUCCGCGCUCCCUCGCGCAUCCUCUUCAAGGCUGUCCGUGGCAUGAUUCCCCACAAGACUGCCCGUGGUGCCGCUGCCAUCCGCCGCAUCUCGCUCUACGAGGGUGUCCCCCCCGCCCAGGACAAGGUCAAGAAGAUGGUUGUCCCCUCUGCGCUCCGCGUCCUCCGCCUCAAGCCCGGCCGCAAGUACGCUACCCUUAAGCGUAUCUCGCACGAGGUCGGCUGGGGCUACAAGGACGUUGUUGACCGUCUUGAGGAGAAGCGGAAGGUCAAGGGCCAGGCGUACUUCGAGCGCAAGGAGGCUGCUCGCAAGCUCCGUGUCAAGGCCGCUGCCAACGUUCCCCAGAACGAGACUCUCGCCAAGUUCGGCUACUAA
Molecule: messenger RNA, 654 nt
Organism: Cutaneotrichosporon cavernicola
Lineage: Eukaryota; Fungi; Basidiomycota; Tremellomycetes; Trichosporonales; Trichosporonaceae
Gene: RPL16A
Exons: 5
Coding region: 1-654 (217 amino acids)
Biological process (GO): translation; negative regulation of translation
Cellular component (GO): ribosome; cytosolic large ribosomal subunit
Molecular function (GO): mRNA binding; structural constituent of ribosome
Source: RefSeq, a predicted model, not a curated record